AUGAGAGGCGGGAAGAAGAAGAAGAAGACUUCUAUCAAGAAAGAAGACGGUAAAAGAAAACAACAGCGAGAAGAGGAGCAGCAAUGGACAGCAGUCCAGGACCAACGUAACUCCAUUAAAGACCUUCUGGAGUUGCAGAAGAAAGAUCUGCCCCCUGGAAAGAGAUUGUCCCUCAGGGUGGCUCUUCAGCGUCUAAAUCUACCCAUUGCAUAUUUACUCAAUGGUGUUACCAUCAAAAGGGACCAAUCUUCACCAUAUAAGAUCACUGGAAAGAGAUUGACCCUCAGGGUGGCUCUCCAGCGCCUAAACCUACCCAUUGGUUAUAUAAUCAAUGGUGUUACCAUCAAAAGGGACCAAUCUUUAGGAUAUAAGAUCACUGGAAAGAGAUUGACCCUCAGAAUGAACAUCCAGCGCCUAAAACUACCCAUUGGCGAUUUAAACAAUGGUGUCACAGUCACCAGGGACCGAUGUUUCGGAUUUAAGAUCACUAAAACAUCAAGUGACGAGACCAACUACGGCAAGAAGAGGAAGAGAGAAGACAAGAAGACGAGCAAGGAAGGUCUAAUGAAGAAGAGAUACAGAGGUAAGAAACACUGCAAUGGAUACAUGGGUGGGUCUACAUUCUAA
Pelobates cultripes (western spadefoot toad) is the source of this 627-nucleotide messenger RNA. The record is from the annotation of a GenBank genome assembly. Lineage: Eukaryota; Metazoa; Chordata; Amphibia; Anura; Pelobatidae.